Paramecium tetraurelia is the source of this 1266-nucleotide messenger RNA. RefSeq lists its product as uncharacterized. Lineage: Eukaryota; Ciliophora; Oligohymenophorea; Peniculida; Parameciidae. The record is from RefSeq and is a predicted model, not a curated record. The transcript is spliced from 3 exons.
AUGAAGCCUAAUCAAAAAGUGUUUGAUCAUCUUAAGACUUAUGACUAUUACUUGCCAACUCAUUUGGAUUCUGUAUAGAAAUGGUUUUAUGAAAAAAUGGUUGACAAUUUGGGUUUAGGUGAAAGUUUUAGAACCUCAUUUCUGAGCCAGAUUUCUAAGAUUGGACAAUUAGCACAUAAUGAAUAGCAAUUUAGACAAUUAUUAAAAGAUACUUGGUUUGGUUUUUUUAAUUAAAAGCCUUUGUCUUGUAUUUGCCCAAUGUUUGACAGACAGGAACAGAAUGAAGUCCUUGACUUUAUGUUGAAUGUCUUAAUUGAACCUAAAUAAUACGAAAUCUCUUAUAUAGAUGAAUUGCUCUAAUUAUAUGAAUAUUAUUUACAAGGAAACAGAGGUGUUGUUAGCAUUGUAAACAGGACAAAAUUUAGGAUGAUUCUGAGUAAAUUGAUUUGCAGUAAGUUUAUUCUGAGUCAAGAUGAAAGAUACCAACCUUAAAUUAAACAAUAUUUAUUCGAUCUAUAUCUAAAGAAAAUUGAGUAAUUGGAUGAAAAGGAGAGAAUCCGAGUUGAAUAAAUCACCAAAGCCAAUCUCUUUCACAUUUUAUUUGAAUUAUUGUUUGAUCAAACUGAAGGAUAGGGAAAUAUAUUUAAUCAUCUUAAACGAAUAGUCUUAAUCCUAUUAGAUGAGCAAUCAAAUACAUUUGUAUCCUUUCAAAUUUUUAAGAGUUUCUAUCAAAUGUAUUUAGAAAAGGAGAAAUUCCUCUUUGAUAGAAUUGAUCCCAGAUCUAAUAUAGAUUAUAAUCGAGUUGCUCUUGAAUUACAUUAAAAUUAUAUUGAAAAAAAGGAUCUAAGAGAAGCCUUAAAAACUAUUAUCUACCGAUCAACCUAAAGCACUGAUUACAAAUUAGUUCUACGAGAAUUAGUUACCAGAGACAUCUACAGUAAAGAUAAUGAAUAAAUCUUUUUUUCUCUCUUCAAAGAAUUCGAUCAAAAUAAUUAGCUAAAAUAUCACAGACAAUAACCUAUCGAUCAUGAUCUAAUCUAAUAAAUUAAACUCUUAGGAUUUAAUAAAUUGGAUAAAAGAAAUGAAAUUGAAUUUGAUAACUUCAACUUCUCAAUCAAUCUAACAGAUAAUAACAUUAUUGUUGUAAUCAAUAAAAGAACUAAAUAAAAAGCUAAGUGUUCUAGCAUUAAAGAACUUCAUACAUUUAUGCAGAAUUCCAAUAUUUGAGUAUUAAAUAACUUUACUAUUCUAAAUACUUAUCUUAUG